UGUGUAAAUUUAAGGCCCACAAGAGAUGCGCAGUACGGGCACCCACAAACUGCAAGUGGACAGCUUUGGCGUCUAUAGGGAAGGACAUCAUAGAGGAUGACGAUGGUAUCUCAGUGCCUCAUCAGUGGAUGGAGGGAAACCUGCCGGUCAGUGCCAAAUGCAGUGUGUGUGAUAAGACAUGUGGGAGUGUCCUGCGCCUGCAGGACUGGAGGUGUUUGUGGUGCAGAGCCAUGGUGCAUUCAGCUUGUAAAGAACAGUUCAGCAAAAAAUGUCCGCUGGGUCAGUGUCAUGUAUCCAUCCUGCCACCAACCGCCAUCUCCAGCAUUGACAGUGAUGGCUACUGGGAAGGGACCAGGCCACCGGGGACUUCUCCCUUGUUGGUGUAUGUCAACACAAAAAGUGGGGAUAAUCAGGGUGUAAAAUUUUUAAGGCGGUUUAAACAGUUGUUAAAUCCAGCUCAGGUUUUUGAUCUCAUGAACGGAGGGCCGUAUCCAGGGUUGAAACUUUUCCAACGAUUUGAUUCAUUCCGAAUUUUAAUAUGUGGAGGUGAUGGCAGCGUUGGCUGGGUUCUGUCUGAGAUUGACAAGUUGGAUCUUCACCGACAGUGCCAGAUUGGAGUUUUACCAUUUGGCACAGGGAAUGAUCUUGCCAGGGUUUUGGGAUGGGGUUCAGCUUUUGAUGAUGACACUCAGUUACCUGCGGCACUGGAGAGGUUGGAGCAAGCACAGAUCAAAAUGUUAGACAGAUGGGGUAUUAUGGCUUACGAAGGAAACAUGCCACCUCCAAGAAAACUAUCUAUGCAGAAUGAUGCCAUGGCCCAGUAUGAAGAUAGUAUGGCGAACCAUUUAACCAAAAUUUUACAUUCUGAAGACCAUCAGGUUGUCAUCUCCUCAGCCAAAGUAUUGUGUGAGACUGUCAAAGCAUUUGUAGCCAGAGUAAGCAAGUCACACGAAUCAAAAGGGGAAGGAGAGAAGGAAGCAGAGGAUGCAGAAAUGGGUUCUCAGUUUCAGAUUUUGAAUGAAAAGCUGCAGAGCCUGUUGGAUACGCUAGCCAAAGAGGAGAAGGAAUCAAAGAGCAUUGAUGAAAAACAGGAGAAAAUGGACUGCAAUGAGAAGGAUGUACCCGACAUCCCACAGCACACAGUAACCACACCAGGCAACACAGAAGCUGUCCCGCCCACAAUCCUCAGUGGACUGGCCAAGCCAAAACUGCAAAUGUUCAAGUCAAGGGAAGCACUGAUGUCCAGGGCCAACAGUCUGAAGAAGGCAGUCAGGCAAAUCAUUGAGCACACAGAAAGAGCUGUGGAUGAGCAGAAUGCCCAGACAUUGGUCAUGGAGAGCAACCAGUUCCCGGGAUCUCUGCUGAAAUCCUGCUCAGAGGCCUCCAGAUCAGCUCCCAGCUUCUCUGUGUUUUCUGGUGAAGAGCCAGUGUCACAGACAAUCACAAAUGUGGAUACAACCACAUUGCAGGUUAUUGAUCCAACGAGAUCCCCCCUGGGGCUUGCCUCCCGCAGAAUCAGCAGCAUGAGCACCUUCAACCGUUCAGCGAGUGUGGACUCCAAGCUCAGCAUGUCUGUCGCCAACAAGGGCAAGGAGGACUUCCCUGUGCAGCCUCACUUUCCUGUGAUACACCUACCUUUUGUCCAGCCAGCAGUCUUACCAGGAAUCAGCAGCAGCAUAGCCAAGAACUUGGGUGGGGGAAGCUUUAUCAGCAAAGUCCUGCUGGCUAAUGCAGAUGCCUUGUGUGCCGCAGCUUCACCGUUGAUAGAACAGGACAUUCCUUUAGAAUCCUACCAUGAAAAAUGUGUUAUGAACAAUUAUUUUGGGAUUGGUCUGGAUGCCAAGAUUACCCUGGAGUUUCAAAAUAAACGAGAGGAACACCCAGAGAAGUGCAGGAGCCGGACUAAGAACUUGAUGUGGUACGGUGUUCUCGGAGGGAAGGAGAUGAUCAGUCAGACCUUUAAGAACCUGGAUCAGCGGGUGCUCCUGGAGUGUGAUGGGCAGAAAAUACCUUUACCUUCACUACAGGGUAUUGUGAUACUUAACAUUCCAAGCUAUGGAGGGGGAGCUAACUUCUGGGGUGGCUCGAAGCAAGAUGAGAACUUCACAGCGCCAAGUUUUGACGACCGUAUUCUGGAGGUUGUGGCUGUGUUUGGGGGUAUGCAGAUGGCCAUGUCCCGGGUCAUAGACUUGCAGCAUCAUCGGAUAGCUCAGUGUCGAACAGUCAAAGUUACCAUCUUAGGGGACGAAGGUGUUCCUGUGCAGGUGGACGGAGAGGCCUGGAUCCAACCGCCUGGUUACAUCAGGAUAGUUCAUAAAAAUAGAGCCCAGAUGUUGAUUCGAGACAGAACAUUUGAAAAUGUGCUGAAAUCCUGGUCAGAGAAACAAAAGACAGAUCGUCCAACCAGCCCACAGCCAUUGUCUCUCAGUGAAGAUGAGACCCAGGCAUUGCUGAACUUUGUGGAGGCCACAUCUGCUGUCAUUCGAAGUGUCAAAGUAGCGGCCAAGGUCCAUAGAUCUGUGGAACAUGAGCUCAUCCCCAUUGCACAGCAGACGUCAGAAUGUGUGGACAGGUUGUACCCAGCAGGAAAGAUGGCCGAGAUGGACUCCAGUGACAGUGAAACCUACCAGCCAACAUUACGCAGUCAAGUUGUUGAUCUGGUCCAUGCUGUGCGGAUACUCUACCAUGAAGCCAGCAUAUUCCUCACUGAAAAGUCAACCUCACAUCUGCUGUCUGAAAGUCUGGAAGAUCGGCUGAUGUCUUCGCUGAUUGCCCUGGAGUCCGAGAUGAAGAGGAUCAUCGAGAUGAUAGGCCUGGUCAACCUGGAGGUCAUUGAAGAGGUAAAUUUACUGGAGCAUCACAGAAACAAACAGGGAAGACUGAAGCAGGUUUACAGUAGGCUGAAGGGCAGAAGUAAAGAGAAGUCAAGGAGUACUCUCCCUCCUGCAUUUGAGAUUCGAAGUUGGUCAUUAGAGGAAGUCGGUCACUGGCUGGACAGCCUUUCGCUGGGAGAAUAUAAGGACAGUUUCAAAGCACAUGAGAUCACAGGAGCGGAGCUCUUCAAUCUGGAAAGGCGAGACUUGAAGGACCUGGGCGUAACCAAAGUCGGCCAUCUGAAACGAAUCCAACAAGGCAUCAAAGAGUUACACCACCGAGAAGCAGCUUACGACAGACCCAGUUCCUGA
Molecule: messenger RNA, 3185 nt
Organism: Candidula unifasciata
Lineage: Eukaryota; Metazoa; Mollusca; Gastropoda; Stylommatophora; Geomitridae
Source: the annotation of a GenBank genome assembly